Cotesia congregata is the source of this 2257-nucleotide messenger RNA. The record is from the annotation of a GenBank genome assembly. Lineage: Eukaryota; Metazoa; Arthropoda; Insecta; Hymenoptera; Braconidae.
AAUAGUGAUUUUAUUUAUUAAAGGUAUCAAAAAAAAAUAGGAACGUAUGAUAAACAGCAAUGGGAAAAAACAGUGGAGCAGAGAAUAUUUGGCGGGUUGAAUAAUGUUCCAAUGAGAACAGCCAAGUUAAAAACAGAAUUUAUUGACGUGGAUUUGGUACGAGGAUCUUCAUUCCCAAAAGCCAAGCCAAAGCAUGGACUGAUAACAGUGACUUGGUUGGCUGUCAAGAGAUUAAUUUUACUGCCUUUUUACAAGAGUUGGUGGAUCCAACAAACGAGUUCUAGAAUAUUCUUAUUAUUUAUUUUGCUUUACAGUUUACAGAUUUUUAAUAUUAUUAUUUUUAUCGCUGGUGCUAACUUCAAUGACUCUGAUAUUGUAUCGUUGACUGAAGUUCUGAUGCCGGUGGCGAUGAUGUUCCUUCUCUGUACGGUGCACUCGCAGAUAGUGUCGACGAAUUCAGGCCCUACAAUAUCUACCGGCAUAAACCGGUCACGUGCGCGAAGAUCUCGCCACGAAAGGACCCGGCCUGGUAAACUGAGACCGAGAAAUCUUCAACGUGGCCAUCGUAUAGGAAGUGAUAUUAACAAGACUUCGCAGGAGACUGUUUGCUGUGAUAAAAGCAAUGCUAAAAAUUAUUCCAGUGUCUCACCUUCAGUGAGAUUCGCUAAAAAAGUUUGUAUUGAUCCUUCAACUCCCAGACGAGAAAUUCCGAGUUCAUCAAAAGAAUUAGACAAGUCGCGUGUGAUUACGUCAACACCGGUUCAGGAGUCAGUUUUAAAUAGAUCAAGACUAGCUGUUACUGUUGCGAAUGUUAAUUUAAAUGUUGAUGGUGUGCAUCAGGAUGACGAUGGAUUUGAAAGUUUGAAUGGGAAUGUCUCCAGUGACAAUGAUCGCGCUAGUUUACGGCCUCAAGUUCCCAAAGAUGAAGAGAUUAAACCGGAAAGCAAAGAUAUUAAUUCAUCAAAACCAGUGGAGAGUGUAAAGCAAUUUGAGAGUGAAGAAGAAGGUGAGUGUGAAGAAACUGGGACAAAUCAAUUGACUGAAGUAACAACAUCUGCUACUGAAUGGAUGGGAGUUACUACUAACAGCGAUGAAUGUAGUUAUAGCUCGGAUCUUGAUGAGUCCCAGCUUCACAGCGACAGUAAUUACAGUUACGGUGAGUUUGUCGAGCAUCCUUUCUCUUGGGAAUUUGAACUACCACCUUCUAUUUUAUUGAGCUCAAGUUGUAUGACAUCUGACCGAGUGACUUGCACACUUUGGACAAGACGAGAAAUAAAAAAAGCUGAAUUAUCGGUUUUGGACAUAAGCUCAGCAAUAAUAGCACGAGCAGAGUCAAUGCCCGAGAGCUUGGAUUACUUUUACGGAGGACUAGUGCUCUCAAUGAUACUUGCUGUAAUACCAGCGCUGAGAAGACUCAGCGAUCAUUUUGGAUCCGAUACUGGCAAUUCCACUGGGAUUGUUGUCGACUUAGCUCUAAUUGAUUUCAAUAUUUAUGUCGAUUUUUUAAAAGAGAUUAUUGAUGUUUCAUUUGGCAGCACUCUCUGGGAACGAACCGUCGUCCUGAUUUUGUCAUUUGAGAGAUUAAUACUUUCCUGCUUGUUAUUUUUUCUCCUCGCCGUCGCUGAGAGAACUUUUAAGCAGAGAUUACUGUACGCUAAAUUAUUUUCACAUUUAACAUCAUCCAGACGCGCAAGGAAGUCUGAUUUACCACAUUUUAGAUUAAAUAAAGUCAGAAAUAUUAAAACUUGGCUGAGUGUUAGGUCAUAUCUGAAGAGACGAGGACCUCAGAGGUCUGUUGACGUAAUAGUCUCGGCUGUCUUUAUUGUAACACUGCUCUUACUAUCGUUUGUCAGCUUAGAAUUAAUUAAAGACUUAGAAAGCCUACACUCGAGAUACAACAUCGAAGCGCUUCUUUGGAGUUUUACCCUCGGGAUUUAUAUCCUAAGGUUCAUGACUUUGGGCACUAAGAUAAACAAAAAAUAUCGCAACCUUUCGAUUUUAAUUACUGAGCAAAUAAAUCUUUAUUUACAAAUUGAGCAAAAACCUCAUAAGAAAGACGAAUUGACCGUUGCUAAUAGUGUUCUUAAACUUGCUGCUGAUUUAAUAAAGGUAAGUUAAUAGUAAUUAUAAGUUGAACUAUUUUAUAAUAAUAAAAUAAAUGAGAUAAAAAUUAUUUUUGGAAGAAUUUUAAAAAGAUUAACAAAAAAAAACAGAAUAAAUUAUUUUUAAAAAUAAUAAUAAUAAUCUAUAUUAUUAA